Molecule: messenger RNA, 2805 nt
Organism: Ictalurus furcatus (blue catfish)
Lineage: Eukaryota; Metazoa; Chordata; Actinopteri; Siluriformes; Ictaluridae
Gene: ppm1kb
Product: protein phosphatase, Mg2+/Mn2+ dependent 1Kb
Exons: 7
Coding region: 242-1360 (372 amino acids)
Biological process (GO): protein dephosphorylation
Molecular function (GO): protein serine/threonine phosphatase activity
Source: RefSeq, a predicted model, not a curated record
GUCGGUUGUCCCGCCUCUGUGGGUGUGGCUAAUCGUUGGCGCAUACAGUAGCUCGAGCUCUUCUCGCCAUUUGAGUUUGUACAUAACGGCGAUUAACAUUGUGUGCUCCGGAUUGAGCGUGUAGGAAGCUCGUGGAUUUUUUCAGGAGACCGUGAGCUACGUUCUGCUGCCGCGUCUGGAUCACUAGUAUUUAAAAGAGCUUAUUUGGACCGUUCCUUAUUUCACAGUCUGUUCCUGAGCUAUGUCCAUGGCGGUUCUCGUGCAGCUGGCCUCGCAUGGCGGGUCGCGCGUGUGCCGCAGGAUGGUUCUAAACAGAGUUCGUUUUAUUCAGGACAAGCUGGUGCGAUCGCUGCACAGCCCGUCAGGCACCCGUGCCAGCAAUUCGCGCUUUGACCCGGACAGCAGUGGACGCCCCACCACCUGGGACUCGUUCGGCAUUUGGGACAAUCGCAUCGACGAGCCGAUUCUGCUGCCAUCCAGCAUCCGCUACGGCAAACUCAUCCCCAAAGUCAGCUUGUCCAAGGUGGGCUACGCUUCGCAGAUCGGCCAGCGCAAAGAGAACGAGGACCGUUAUCAGGUGUCACAAAUGACCAAUGACAUCCUUUAUUUCGCGGUGUUCGAUGGCCACAGCGGCGCUCAGGCUGCUGACUUUUGCCAUAAGUACAUGGAGCAGUAUAUUAAAGAGCUCGUGGUAAAAGAGGACAACCUAGAGGUCGUCCUGACAAACGCGUUUCUAAACGUGGACAAAGCAUUAGAGAAGCACCUUAACUUCAGUGCAGAUGCCUCUGUGCUAAGCGCAGGCACUACGGCUACGGUGGCGCUGCUGCGGGACGGCAUCGAACUGGUGGUGGCCAGCGUGGGAGACAGUCGUGCCAUGCUCUGCCGGAAGGGCAAAGCACUUAAACUCACCGUGGACCACACACCUGAGAGGAAGGAUGAGAAAGAGAGGAUCCGUAAGAGUGGAGGUUUCGUGACGUGGAACAGUCUGGGCCAACCUCACGUAAACGGGCGACUGGCCAUGACGCGGAGCAUCGGAGACUUUGACCUGAAAAACGCCGGCGUCAUCGCGAAACCAGAGACCAAGCGGAUUUCAUUACAUCACGUACACGACGCCUUCCUCGCACUCACCACAGACGGCAUCAACUUCAUCAUGAACAGCCAGGAGAUCUGUGACGUCAUCAACCAGUGCCACGACCCAAAAGAGGCAGCACAGCGUCUCUCUGAACAGGCCUUGCAGUACGGUGCAGAGGACAACAGCACGGUCAUCGUGGUGCCGUUCGGCGCGUGGGGUAAACACAAGAGCUCAGACGCGAGCUUCUCCUUCAGCCGCAGCUUUGUGUCCAGCGGCCGCUGGGCAUGAGUGACUAAAGGACAGACUGAAAGGGAGAGAGGGAGGAGGAGGAGGAGAUGGGGGUGUUUGAACAAAUCGGUGGACCAGGUGGGAGGAGGAUCCCAGAGUUCAACAAUUCGAGGGUGUUAUGGGAACAGAAAGAAAAGACUAACGUUUAGACAAGGACCCGGUUCAUAACUUCGUAGUUCUGAUGAGAGACAUUGAAGCAAUUUGUGUGAACAAUACCGUAUUAGGAAUAUUCCAGUGUACAGCAGAUCUGCUUCCCUGAAGAAAAGCAGCGCUUUAGUGUCCAGUAUGUGCACCCUAAUCAGUGUUUCUAAAACCGAACAAGACCAGUAACGGCACGUGGCCCGUCGUUUGCCGUAUCAACGGUUGUCUAGUUUUACCUCGGAAUAUUGUAAAGUGUGUAUAUUUUAUAACUGUGAAUAGAAGGUAGUUUUUUGACUUGCAAGCAUGUUUGAUGGGUCAAGUACACUUGCACUUUGUCACGCUGAUUCUCGGUAGCUCUCGCUUCCAUGGCUUAAAGUGCUUCUCUGUCAUUUCGAAGCUUCGAUUGUCCGGACAUAUUAGACGCGCUAGUGGCCGUGACCUUGAGUUAUUUUUUUUAUAAAUGAGUUAUGUCAGUAGCACUACUCUGUACAAACCUGUUACAGCAUUCCUUCAAUAAUAAGAUUUUGUUUUUUAAAGAGCCCAGCUAUAACACUGUACUAGGAUACUAGUAAACCAAACAAAAACGUAGAUGCUCCUGUAUCUGCAUCACAGCCGUUAAAUUCACGUAGACCCCUCCGUGACGUUUUAUUCACACUGAACAUUUCUUGCUGAGCGAAUAGGUACAAACAGCGUGAUGUUGCACUUAUCCAGAGGCAGCUGCUAAACGUUUGAUCAUCUUAAAGGUGCAGGCAGCUGUUUUUGGUUUUUUGGGGGUUUUUUUUUAAGCAUUUCAUAUUCUCACAUUUCCGCAGCUGUCACUUUGUUAUCCGUUAGUCGGAGCUCGAAGUGCUUGAUGUACGCAAACACGACGGUGAAAUGAAAAAGAUCAUUUUUAAUUUAAAAAAAAAUCCCCAACUUCCACCAGGAUUCAGAUGUUUUAGCCAAGAUUGAGUGCACAUGUGGUUUUGGGGGCGUGGUUUUGCAGGCAACUUGGGUAGCUCCUGCUACCUUCUGACAGAAUCGCUCAACUUUUCAAAACUGUUCCGUCUCACAAUAAAGUUAAUCUGGACCACUGUUAGCACAACGUUCUACUCAUCUAGUGCCUUUUUGUUUCAAUGGUUAACUUUCCCCAUGCAAGCACAGUGAUUUGAUAGUUUAAAACACUAAUAUAGACUCGUUGCAAUACUUUGGCUUGAGCUCAUACACAAACACUUUUGUAAGAGAAUGGUCCUCAUAAGCGUAUUUGGUACAGGUUUGUUUUUUACUGUAUGUUUUGUAUAUAAUAAUAUUUAUAUAUUUUGAUG